AUGCUUCAGGAGUUCUACGUUCGAGUCUCACCGCAGCAGCGUAUCCUUUUCCUGGUCUAUCUCGUCCGCAUCCGCCAGAUGCGCAGAAUCCUCUGCUUCGCCAACUCACGCGAAGCUGUUCACAGAUUGACGGUGCUGCUUGCUCGUGGCUUCUCCGGUAUCGGAGCGUCGGAAUUGUCAGGCGGGAUGCCUGUUGUUAAGCGACAGCGAGUUCUGCAGGCCUUUUCUCGAGGGGAUGUACAGGCAAGUCCCCACUUACCUCCUACGCAAUGA
This is a messenger RNA of Protopolystoma xenopodis, 273 nucleotides long. Lineage: Eukaryota; Metazoa; Platyhelminthes; Monogenea; Polystomatidea; Polystomatidae. The record is from the annotation of a GenBank genome assembly.